This is a messenger RNA of Zasmidium cellare ATCC 36951, 1221 nucleotides long. RefSeq lists its product as uncharacterized. The record is from RefSeq and is a predicted model, not a curated record. The coding region runs from base 1 to 1221 and encodes 406 amino acids. The transcript has a single exon. Lineage: Eukaryota; Fungi; Ascomycota; Dothideomycetes; Mycosphaerellales; Mycosphaerellaceae.
AUGGACGGUUGGACCGCUCUAUACAACUGGGCCGCCUUUGGCGUGGUCGCAGGUGGAUUGGCAUACUAUUAUAUUCCAAAGAACACCAAGAAUACCAACAUUCACAGUGCUCCAGCUAAGGAGCUUAGAAAAGAGAGCAAGAAGCCGGCGAGGAAGCCAGAUCAACAGAAGACGGCGCCUCCCACCAAAAGUACACCACAGUCUGACGACAGUCGCAAAGAAGUGACCGAGACUGGCAACAAGAAGCGGAAAGCAACCGCACAGCCGACCGUCCAGACACCAGCUGUGCAGAAGGACGAUGAUGACGAGAUUGAUGCGAGCACGCGUCAAUUCGCCGCAUCAAUGCUGAAGGCCAGAGAGGGCAUCCAAGUCAAGUCUUCCAACGACAAGGAAGCAAGGGUCAAGACGGUCAAGCCAAAGAACAGCCCAGCACAGACUCCAGUCCUGUCAUCGGGCUCAUCACAGGCUGGUGAUGUGGAGGAUGACUGGUCGCCCGUGCUGUCAAGUGCACCACAAGCCGGCGGCAUUGAUGACAUGCUUGAGCCAGUUGCUGCUGGUCCAUCCUCCCUUCGAAUCACCGCGCCUGAGAGGCCUGUGAAGGAGAAGACGAAGAAAGAGCCCAAGCAAGAGGUUGUUGAGUCGAAGAAGGCUCGUCAGAACAGGCAAAAGGCAGAGCGACAGAAGCUGGAAAGACAGGAGCAAGAAGCCGAACAGAAGGCCAAGAAGGAGCAGCAGAUGCGUCUUGCUCGUGAGUCGCGCGGUGAGCCUGCCAAGAAUGGCAUCUCGAUCCCUGCGGCCCCAGUUCACAACCCAUGGUCCGAGAAGAACGCUGCACGCGAUGCACACCUGCCAGCUGUCUCGAACACUGGCUCCAACAUCCAGCUGCUGGACACCCUGGACACCGAGUCUAACAGCAGCUCUGACAAGGGCGACAGCACCGCUGCUACUUCCAUGACUGAUUCUGCCCCUGGACAGCUGGCUGAUUUCACCGAGGGCGACCUCGCCAAAGCCAUCGAGGAGAGCGAACGUGACUCUGGCUGGAAUGAGGUGAAAAGCAGCAAGAAGCUGAAGAAGAAGAACUCGAACAGCGAGAACGGCAACAUCACGCCAGUUGCUUCUGCUCCUGCCAACAACGGAAAGGCUGCCUCAGCCAAACCCAACGGCUACUCGGCCCUCACUGACGAGUUCGAGCAAAACGGUGCAUCCGCUUGGACAGCAUAG